Molecule: messenger RNA, 818 nt
Organism: Ectocarpus siliculosus
Lineage: Eukaryota; Phaeophyceae; Ectocarpales; Ectocarpaceae
Source: the annotation of a GenBank genome assembly
UCAAGUCCGAAGACUUGUUGCUUGGGAAAGUAAUGGAGAGGGACGUGGCCGGAGGGAAAACGCGAGCCUUGUUCCCCUACCUCUACCGCCGAGGUGCAUCAGCAUCGGUAUGGCUGGUAGCCUGUGGGGCGUUGUUGGGGGUACUGCUGUCACCGGAGAUCAUGAAGUACCUUGCUCGCCUAAGAAGUAGCAGUGUUGAACCCGGCGACGGAGAGGAGAGCAUCGCCUGGGAGCUGGUUGAAGACAGCGGCGGGUUUCGAACCUUUUCUUCGCGGGUACAGGGCAGCAGCUCGUUGGCCCUUCGGGGCGAAACAACCGUUGACGAACACAUCGGCCGACUGUACACGGCGUUUCUGAACACGACUUCCACGUUGGACUGGGUACGAUUUCUGGUGGAGGUUGAGGAACUCCCGACGCAGGCCUCUUCAAGGCGGGGGGGCAGCGGCGAUGGGGACGUGUUAUUCCAGAAGUACGACAUGCCGUGGCCCGUGAAGGACAGGGAGGUGGUGAUUCGAAGAAGCGUGCGACUGGACAAGCGAGCCAAGAAGAUGAUCGCAUCAUACCAAUCAACGGAUCACCCGGCGAGGCCCAUCACCAGCGCCACCGUGCGGGCCAUCGUUUACCGAACCAGUUGGAUCUUGACGUCCCUUGGGAGCUCGAAAACGUCGAUAGAGUUCGAGACGAGAACGGACCCCAAGGGAUCUCUGCCGUCGGCGAUGGUCGGCUUCUUGCAAGUCAAGUUUCCUCGUGAGACGGUAGCCGGAUUUGUGAGCAGCGCCAGAAACGUAGAGCUCCAUCCGGCCAUGACGAAGUGGUGA